Messenger RNA from Drosophila simulans, 3201 nucleotides. RefSeq names its product beta-1,4-glucuronyltransferase 1. The record is from RefSeq and is a predicted model, not a curated record. The coding region runs from base 538 to 2172 and encodes 544 amino acids. Lineage: Eukaryota; Metazoa; Arthropoda; Insecta; Diptera; Drosophilidae. The transcript has 8 exons.
CUUAAGCCCUCUCUUAGCGCGCAAAGCGCUCUCUGCCGACCGAAAUGCCACAGACUUUUUGUAGGCUUUUCCACUUUUUCGAUUUCGAGACUUCGAGCGAAACGGUCGUGUUUUUCGCGUGUGUGCGGGUGGCGGACGCGCGUGCCAAUCGGAAAAGGCCUUUAAAUCAAAUGAGUGGCUCGCCAAAGGAGCGCAUCAAGUUGUUGCUUUUGCCCAGCGCCUCUUUCAUUCAUAGAAAACGGUCAGCAAAGCAAAGCAAAGCAAAGCGAGGCGACAGCAACAACAAACGGCAGGUAGAGCAGAAAUAUCAGCGCGAUUUCUUUUCGUUUCGCCCAAAAGAGCAGCCAAAAAAUCAACAAAAUACGAAACACAAAGCCAAAUCAAAAGAAAUCAAAUUUCAAAUUCGUGCGGCCACCAGCAAAUAUCGAAAUAAAGAAAUUAUCUAAAUCAUCAUCAUCAUCAGCAGCAGCAGCACAAAAAUCGAAAAUCGCCUCGCUGUGUGUGUGUGAUUAACUAGCAAAAUAAAUUAGCUACAACAUGCGUUUUGAGCCUCUGGGCCAGAAAAUGUUCACCCGCCGCAAUUGGUUGCUGCGCUGCAGCAUCCUAAUCAAUGUGGCGGUGAUCCUGUACAUCGGCAGUCAGUUGAUGAUCGGCGGCGGCAACAACUUCUCGAAUGGCGGCGGCUUCCUGCUGCAGGAGCAGCAACAGGUGUCGAUGAUGCAAGUGGGCUCUGCCUCAUCAGCGGCGCAGGUGCAGCAGCAACAGCAGCCCACUCCCAAGAACCAAAACCAGGUGGUCGAGAUCUUCGAGUCCGAGGAGAAGCAGCUGGUCAAUGCCAACGCAGAUCCUCCAGCAGCAGCGGCUCAGGUGGCUGAUGGCGCUGCUGGAGCCCCGCAGUUGGCGAACGAUAGUGGUGCCGGAGCGCCUGCUCUGGGCGAUCCCUCCCAGGUGAUAGGAAAUAUUGGAGCCGGCGGUGUCGCCGAGGUGAACAACAGCCAGUCGGACGGUGGCUACAUAGUCACAGGCGAUGAAAAGGAGCUGGAGGAGCGUGUGCGAUCGCUGAUCAACUGCUUCGACCACGACUACCACCAACAGACCCUGCAGCGCGGCGACUUCUGGGUGCUGCAGAACUACGUGCGGGCGGAGCAUGGCGACAUCAAGUGCCACGAGUCGAUCACCUACACCACGCACGCGGACUACACGUUCCUGGACAACCUGGUGCCGCUGCUGGAGCGCUGGAACGCCCCGGUGAGCAUUGCCAUGCACGCGCCCGGAACGGAUUUCCAGCCCACGCUAGACUCGAUCCGGUAUCUGCGGGAGUGUCUGCCUGGCAGCCACCUUGUUCGUGCCUAUACCACCUUCCACAUCUACUUCGGCACUAAGCACAUUCCCAAGUCUGUGCCCAAGCCCCACGAGGUCUUCAAAACGGGAUACAACUGCACUCUCCCACCUCCGUACUUCAACGUCAGCUCUGGUCACCUGUACAAGGCGCAGAAGAAGCUGCUGUAUCCGGUGAACGUUGGUCGUAACAUUGCCCGCGAUUCGGCACUCACCCACUUUAUUUUGGCUUCGGACAUCGAGCUGUAUCCGAAUCCGGGUCUGGUCAAGAAGUUCCUCGAGAUGAUUGCUCGCAACGAGCAGUACUUGAGACGCAAAGCACCCAGAGUAUUUCCAUUGGCCAUCUUCGAGGUGGAGGAGAACUCCCCAGUGCCACACGACAAGACAGAGCUACAGGAGUUCCUUCGCACGGGCAAAGCCAUACCAUUCCACAAACGGGUGUGCGCCAGUUGCCACGGGGUGCCCAAGUCCAAGGAGUGGAUGUCCGCCAACGAGACGGAUGAACUAAGUGUGUUUCACAUAGGAAAACGAACGGGUUACUAUGUGCACUGGGAGCCCAUUUAUAUUGGAACUCAUGCCGAUCCCCAUUACGAUGAACGGCUCAGCUGGGAGGGUAAAAGCGACAAGAUGCCUCAGGGCUACGCGCUUUGCGUAAUGGACUACGAGUUCCACAUACUGGACAACGCAUUCCUGGUGCACAAGCCGGGCAUCAAGGUGCUGAAAAAGGACAACCGACGGGCCAUGUUAUCCGGCAAAACGAACCAGCUGAUACGGAAGAUCAUCUAUCCGGAACUCAAAAUAAUGUAUGGCAUGCGCAAGGGAUGUGCGAUAUAGUAACUAAUCCUGAAGCCAAGCUGAGGUCAGUCCCGAUUGAACGGGAAGGAGGAAAAGGCGAAAAGACUACAACCAACUUCACUAUUACUAUUUGCAAUGCUAUAGAUCGGUUGUGUUGACUACCGGUUCCCAUUCCCUCUAUAGCAUUGGAUGCGCACUUCAAGUGCGUGUUUUACAAUUAGCUAGAGACUUAGCCCUAGAACUAUAGAGCAUUAUGUAGUUAGGCUUAGCUAUAGGUCGGGACGUGUAACGCCAUGGGGGCCUAUUGGGUUUUACCGCGUUCUGGGUUAUCUUUUUCUACUCUGCAAAGCCUUGAGAGCAUGGCUUACAUAGACUUAACGUAGUUAAAUGUGGCUUUUAGGUAUCAUGGUGUAUUCCAUUUAGCUGGCCAUUCGUAAGUUGGAAAUAGCCGCCAAGUAAGCAGACGGCCCUUUUGAUAGAGCGUGCUUAAGAAUACACGCCCACAAUUGAUUCACUUCCAAGAAAUUUCUGUAAAUAAUAACACACUUGGAACUUUCAUUUCUCCUGUUCUCUGGACAUAAGCGGUCAGAGACCUGGGUUAUGGGGUGUCCACCACUCAUAGGCAGUCAUUAUCAGUUACUUUUAGUCUAGGCCAUAAACUUAAGUCUAACGUUAUUUAGUUGAAUUUUCCAUAUACAUUCAUUAACGAGUUAAAGAUAGUUUUAUUGGAUUGAUUUUCUUUUCCAAAUACUCAAAAAGAGAAAUUGAGAGCAACAUUAUAUUCGUAUACCGGGGCGAGAUUCCUAGACAUCAGCAAAACAAACAGUCUUACCACUUUUUUGUGUUUCUAUAUUUCUGCAGUAAAGGCAUAGAUUAAACAAUGUUUUUUGGGCAAUGUAGACUUACUGCAAAGACCAAAACGUAGAUUAGACCGAUACCGGGCCAAAACAAUUCCAACGUUAAAUAUUUGACUUGAUUAGCAGAGUAGGAAUCAUUGAAUUGAAACGUAUUAAAUAGACUUUGAGAGUUAAAGCGUAAUAGUAAUAAUGAUAAAGACAAGUUUCAAAA